Ornithorhynchus anatinus (platypus) is the source of this 2582-nucleotide messenger RNA. It is a transcript of the gene ABHD17B, whose product is annotated as abhydrolase domain containing 17B, depalmitoylase. NCBI's taxonomy places the organism in Eukaryota, Metazoa, Chordata, Mammalia, Monotremata, Ornithorhynchidae. The transcript is spliced from 5 exons. The record is from RefSeq and is a predicted model, not a curated record. Gene Ontology annotation, biological process: protein depalmitoylation. Gene Ontology annotation, molecular function: palmitoyl-(protein) hydrolase activity. Gene Ontology annotation, cellular component: endosome membrane; plasma membrane. The coding region runs from base 403 to 1269 and encodes 288 amino acids.
CGUCCGCCCUCCCUCCCUCCCUCCCACACCGUGACAGUGCCGGUACUCUGCCCGAAAAAAAAAGGAAAAAGACUUGGCCGGCCCUCCGCGGAGCCCCCGGGCAAGGGAAGUGGCGGCUACGACCCCGGCCUCGCGAUAGAUAGGGCCAACGACCGACCACUGUGGCCCCGGCUCUUCGCUCUCAAGCCGUUACUCAGCAGAACGAAGCCGGGGAAGAAGGGGCGGCGGCGGGCCGGCACCAGGAGGAGAGGAGCGUGGUGUUGGCAGCGAAGCAGCGAGGCUGGUCGGAGGACCUGCACCCAGCUGAGAUUUCACCCCGACUCAAUUUCCCUCCGUUCCCGUCUCUUUGUACCACUGGAUCAGAAACUUCGACUUUCUCAUACUACUGGACAAGAGUAGAAGAUGAAUAAUCUUUCAUUUAGUGAACUGUGUUGCCUCUUCUGCUGCCCACCAUGUCCAGGAAAAAUUGCUUCUAAACUGGCAUUUUUGCCACCUGACCCUACUUACACUCUGAUGUGUGAUGAAAGUGGAAGUCGCUGGACUCUACAUCUUUCAGAACGAGCCGAUUGGCAGUACUCUUCUAGAGAAAAAGAUGCUAUUGAGUGUUUCAUGACUAGAACCAGCAAAGGUAAUAGAAUUGCCUGCAUGUUUGUGCGCUGUUCACCUAAUGCCAAGUAUACUUUGCUCUUCUCACACGGAAAUGCUGUUGACCUUGGUCAGAUGAGCAGCUUUUACAUAGGACUUGGAUCCCGAAUAAACUGCAAUAUAUUCUCAUAUGAUUACUCCGGAUAUGGCGCAAGUUCUGGGAAACCUACAGAGAAGAACCUGUAUGCGGAUAUCGAUGCUGCUUGGCUGGCUCUUAGGACAAGGUACGGUAUCCGUCCUGAAAAUGUGAUUAUAUAUGGCCAAAGUAUAGGAACAGUGCCAUCCGUGGACCUUGCUGCUCGGUACGAGAGUGCUGCCGUCAUUCUUCAUUCUCCUCUGACCUCAGGAAUGAGGGUAGCCUUUCCUGAUACUAAAAAGACCUACUGCUUUGACGCAUUCCCAAACAUUGACAAAAUCUCUAAGAUAACAUCCCCAGUGUUGAUAAUCCACGGGACUGAAGAUGAAGUCAUUGACUUUUCCCAUGGCCUAGCACUGUUUGAGCGCUGCCAAAGACCUGUUGAACCUUUAUGGGUUGAAGGAGCCGGCCACAAUGAUGUGGAGCUUUAUGGACAGUACCUUGAAAGAUUGAAACAGUUUGUGUCUCAGGAACUGGUCAAUUUGUAAAUUGCUUUGUACAUUUUACAUACUGUGUUUCCUUCACCGCCGAACUGCACACCUUGGUAAAUAGCAUAAAGCCCAAAGGUUUUGUUUGCAAAUCAUGUCAGUUGCCUUCAUAAAUGUACAGGUAAUGAUUUGUUAACAGAAUUAAUGAAGGUUUUACUAAAAACUGGAAAAUUAGAGUAACAUGCAGUCAAGCUUGGUAAUUUAUAUAUUUUGUGUGACAUUUUUUUUUUUAUUAGAAAAACAUUAGGAGUACUGUAUGAAAUCUUUGUGAAAUCAAAUGCUGUAAAAGUGUUGCCAAAUGCUUUACCAUAUCAGAAACAAGUUUAUAAAUAUUUUUAAAGCAUCUCAAUGUAUUAACCCUAUUGCAAAGACGUACUAGCCUUCUGAAUAACCAUACCUCUAAAACAAAGAGCAAAUAGACAAAAUACAACAAAUUGUAAUAAAUACGAGAACAUGCACGUUCUCUGGAGUUGACCCAGACUCUGUUGUACAGGGGUAGAGGUCAAUAACAUUUUGGGGAUUUUGUUAUGUAAAUAUAUUUGAUCUCCUAUGUCCUCUAGUUACCUUUUUUAUUUUCUCCUCCCUGUCCCAUUUUAUUUUAAUAACAAUGUGAGAAUCUUAAUUUCCAGCCCCACACUUACCAACUGGCUUCUCUGUCAAAACGGGAAGUCAGAGAGCAAUGAAUUGUAACAGUUUUGAUCGAGAAGCUCGGUACUUUGAGGCAACUAACCUCAUACAUUUUCAUAUUAGUUAUUUUGAAGAUGUCUAGAGCUCAAAGAAUAGUUUUUACAUUUUAAACUUUGGCUGUUUAUGUAGAAAUGCAGUACUCUGAUAGUGUAGAAAUCUGAAAGUCCAUUUGGUUUUAUUCAGAAUCAUGUGCGUACUUGAAGUUGUGUCCGUUCAUCUUUUUUUAAAAAAAAGUCUAGAACCUAUUGUUUUUGAUUAUUGUCUGAAGAUUUUACUAAUUUACUCCUACGUAGGGGAAACGAGAAACAUAACACUUUUCUAUUAACUAAUGUAGUAAAAAAAAAAAAGACAAACUUUAUAAGUUGCCUUUCCUUGGACGAAUCUUGCCUGAAUAAAACGAUGAAAAACAAGUACAAGUAAAGUUAAUGGAAUGUAGUCUAAUUUGUAAAUGAAUAUUGAAACAAUGCACACUGUGGAUCGAUUUUAAGGCCUUAUGUAGUUUUAAUUGUUCUGCUUGUUCUGUGGUUAUGUCUAAGACUAUUGUAUAUGAUUCCUUUUAAAUGUAUAUCAAGUAUUGUGAAUGCUUUGCUUCAGAUGUCAACAGUAAAAAUCAAGUAUUCCAUCCA